AAAUUCCGUAAGCCUUGGCAUUGAAAAUUCAUUCUCGAUUUAUUUCUCCUUGGACUUGGACCAGUUUCUUCAAACUCACCCCGGAUCCGGUGUGGCCCGUUUCGGUGUGGUGUGUCUGUGCUUCGCCUGUGCUUCCCAUUCGACGCUAGUGCUUUGACGGCGCGCGAGUGCAAAGCCCGCUGCUGGUGUGCCAGUGCAUGUGCGUGAAAGCCGAUAGAUGUGACACACACUGACAGAAAUAAAAUUCAAAACUAAACUAAAGACAAACCAAAACUCCCAUCGUGUGCAUCUCGCGGGUGAAACAGACCGCGUACGGUUAUAAAAAGCAAAACAAAAACAGAAAAAAACGGAAAACACAAGUACGAAACAGUGCAGUAAAGUGAAACAGUGCAACAUUCUUGCAGCCGCUGACAUUUCGGAACGGUACUUUUGUGAACUAAUCGUGCAACGAUGUGGAAACUGGUGACGCUGUUGGCGGUGCUGUUCGCGUUCGAGGCCAGUUUUGCAAAAGAAUCCAUUCCUUCGCUGAUCGAUACAGACACACACGGUGCGGAUGGUUCCUCCAGCAGACAGAGUAAGGCCGUAUCGACUCACUGUCCCCGUUCCUGCCCGGUACAGAGCUCGCCGCAAGAGCCGGUCUGCGGUAGCGAUGGUCUGAUCUACGCGAAUCAGUGCGAAAUGAAGAAGAAAACGUGUACGAAGGCGGCUCCAAAUGCGGUCACCGAGGACAAGGCCGGCUGUGAACGAUCCAAGGGAUCACCGUGUAAUCAUCGCUGCCCGACCGAGAAGGAUCUGGUGUGUGGAACGGAUGGCCGAACCUAUCUGAACCGGUGUAUGCUGCGUGUCCAGGCCUGUCGCGUUGGUACGGCGGCUGUUUCGCUAGCCCAUGUUGGUCCGUGUGCAAACGGCAGCGUGAUUCGUGAAUCUUGCCCGGUUGAUUGCAAUAGUGCCCCACAGGAUGGUCCCGUGUGUGCAUCGGACGGUAACGUGUACAACUCGACCUGCCAGAUGAAGUUGAUCACCUGCGGACAGGGUGUGGUCCGAACAAGCCGCAAACACUGUCAAAGCACACGGAAUUGUCGUGAAUCGUGUUGGCGUGUAGCACGUCCGACCUGUGGCUCCGAUGGUCGACUGUACGCUAGCGCUUGUAAGAUGCGUGCGUCCAACUGUGGCAAGCACGUGUUCGAGGUACCGAUUUCGUACUGUAUGUCACAGGAGCGUGCAGGCGGUAGUUCGCACAGUGCCAGCAACAAGAUCGAAGACUGCCCCACCGAAUGUCCGAAGGAUGCGCAACAGAUGAUCUGUGGCAGCGAUGGCAACAUAUAUACCUCUAUGUGCGAACUGAAGAUGCUUAACUGCGGACAAAAGAAAAAGAUUCAGGCACUUACACUCGACCGUUGCAAGCAGAAGAUGAACCGUUGUAAAUCACUGCCGGCCUGCAAACAGCACUCCAAGAAUGGAGCUUCUUUCUUCGGCGACCAAAAGGACAUGCUGUGCGGUACAGACUCGAAAACGUACAACAACGAGUGUGAACUGGCCCGAGCAACCUGUCUUCGUGGAGUACAGUUGGCUCAUAUCGGACCCUGCACGCAGCUGAAAUCAAAGGUAGAUGUGACUGACUGCAGUAGCUGUACGUACGAUGAGGAACAGAAUGGUCCACUUUGCGGUUCGGACGGAAAUACCUACAAGUCGCGCUGUGAGAUGAAGCAGAAGACGUGCGGCCUGCGAGUAGUUCCAGUGUCACUGAAGAACUGUGCCACCACGGCACUGUGCGAGGCAAACUGCGAACAGCAACCGACCAACUACGUGUGCGGCUCCGACAAUAAGCUGUACCCCAACGAGUGCCACAUGCGACGGGAGAACUGUGGACGCCAUAUGUUCCUGGUGCCGAUGAAGCGUUGCCUAGCCGCGUUCACGUUCAAGGGUUGCUCCAAGAUCUGUCCACAGGAGUUCGAACCAGUGUGCGGUACUGAUGGCAAGACUUACUCGAACGAAUGUUUCCUAAGCAUCGAAAACUGCCGAUCGCGAUCGAUGGUACAGAAAAAGCACGUCGGCCCAUGUGGACGACCCGAGGAACCCUCGCACAACUAUCUCUACUAAGGAUGGACAACGCCAACCAUAGGAUCAACCGUUUCCCAAACUCUAUCCUCUAUCUGCCACUGCCAACAAUCGUCAUAUGUUUUUUUUUCUGAAGAACUCUAUCCACGUGGAGAAACUCUCGACCAUGCUGCUUCUUUAUUUCACAGCAUUAGUUUGUAAGGAUAAACCCUACGUAGAAUUAGAGUAACGAAAGAAAUCCUCCCUAACCUCCGUUCCCUUCCUGCUCCCACAUGUAGCAUGUAAUUUGUAGUUAAGUUAACUUAAAUCGGAACGAAAACACAUACAAACAAAAACGGCACACGUGUAACUUUCGCGCUUGCAGAGGAGAUCUAUUUGGGGAUCUUUCAAUGUAUCGCAUCCCUGCCACGACGUAUCUGAAAGACUAAGCCACGACAAGCCUUUUAGGCAAACUAGGUAGAGUUGCCACCAUUUUUGUAGAAUUUUUAUAUUCCAAGCCCACCUCAAAGUAACAUUUAAAUUCACUACUCUCGCGUAUCAGAACUCAUUCCACUGGACAACCUUUUUCUAUAAACUCCCGUACGGUUGCAGGAUAGCGAUGUCAUAUUCAUACUGAAAGACCCUCCGAAAAAAACAACGUCAUCAUCUACUCCCAUAUCCUUGUCUACGGUCACGUGAUUUUAAUGAAGGAUUAAUUUAGCGCAAGAAAAAGUAUUCGUUUGUGUAAUUUAUUUAACAAUUUAAGUAAAACGGAGGAUCCAUCAAACUGGUAGCCUCUUUAGUAGUGCUUGCGUGGGCGCUAAUUUAUUAUUCCAACUACUGCAGUAGUAGCAAACAUAUCGGCAAACCGUGAGCUCAGCCAAGAAGAUUACACUAGUGAGGUUAGCAGUGGAACGAACGUCAAGUCAGCGCCCAUCAUGAGCGGUUCGGCGCUUUAUGGUAGGAUAUUUCGACAAAAUGUGUUUUGUUUUUUGCCAAUAAAGAGAAAUGAAAAUUGGACGUUUAA
Anopheles funestus (African malaria mosquito) is the source of this 3064-nucleotide messenger RNA. RefSeq names its product agrin. Bases 451 to 2100 code for a protein of 549 amino acids. Gene Ontology annotation, biological process: multicellular organism development; cell differentiation. The transcript is spliced from 7 exons. The record is from RefSeq and is a predicted model, not a curated record. Gene Ontology annotation, molecular function: protein binding. NCBI's taxonomy places the organism in Eukaryota, Metazoa, Arthropoda, Insecta, Diptera, Culicidae.